GUAAGAAGCUGGACUCUUUCUCUGCGAGAUCCACUUGGCAAAGGCACUGACAAGAUUACAGUGUAUAUGAGAUGACGAUCUUUGUGCUGUGGCUUGGCCUGGGAGUGGUUCUUGUAGCGCCUUCAGAAAGCACGAUGAAGGGCAUCAGAGAAAACUUUUCACAGGAGGAGACUCAACCUGCUGCAAAACAGACUGUUGGGGACUCAGUGACCUCAACCCUGUCAGAUAAAAAUAUCAGCAUAUCCAAGAACGGGAUGUCUGCCUCACAGCCAACAUCCAGAAGGUUAUAUUUCCUCAUCCCCAAGGGAAACACUUUGAGUAAUGACCAAGACUGUCUAAACGGCCCAAGAGUCUGGAGAGAGGUUUUAGACACGAAUGAGUCAUGCCAGUUGGGGAAUAACUGUAGGCACGGUUCCCCGGAUGGGAUACAUGGAGCUCCCAAGGCCACCCGCUGGAAAUGUAGCUGUGAGAGCCUAGGACUGGAACAUACCAUAUGCAAGAUCUCUGCAGGCCAGCAGUGCCCCAGGUGCCAGGAGCACAGUGUCACCUCAUUAAAGAGAAUCUUGACAGUACUGACAAGCCAUUCCCUGAUGAGCUGGCUAGUCAGCGGCUCUAAACUGUAAAUCGCAGGGCU
Molecule: messenger RNA, 634 nt
Organism: Onychomys torridus (southern grasshopper mouse)
Lineage: Eukaryota; Metazoa; Chordata; Mammalia; Rodentia; Cricetidae
Gene: Rnase11
Product: ribonuclease A family member 11 (inactive)
Exons: 2
Coding region: 72-623 (183 amino acids)
Source: RefSeq, a predicted model, not a curated record